UGUUACUCCGCCGUGGCGGAAGUAAGUUGUAUCGCUGAGGCCUCAUCCUUCCAAUGGCGACUGCAAACAGGCUGAAUAGAAAGCGGGAGCAACCGUGGAGGGGGGUCAGCGACGUGUAACCGAAAUUAAAUAAAUAUAUCUGAUUUUUCUUUAGCCAUAAAGUUAGUCUGAAGAUCACUCCACCUCUCCAAAUCACGGCCGUUUCCAUGGCCAAAAGUCGGAACAUUUCGCUCCUUGAGUCGGAGCUCUAUUACUUGAUUUCUCGUUUCUUAACAACGGGUCCGUGUCGGAGAGCGGCUGAGGUCCUAGCAAGUGAACUCGAAGAAUAUCAGCUCUUACCGGGAAGAUUGGACUGGCUGGGAAAUGAACACCCUAGAACAUACGAAGAUGUGGUUGCUGCCAACAGACAUGUUGCACCCGAUCAUUUGCUACAGAUAUGUAAGCAAAUUGGACCACUCCUCGAUAAAGAGGUCCCAUCGUGUGUCCCAGGUGUGCACUCUCUCCUGGGGUCUGGAAAGCAGUCCAUGCUUCGGACUGCAAAAGACUGUGACGGUGUGCAGCUCAAAGCUUCAUCAUAUGCAGCCCUUCAUCGGGGCAGACCACCAGAGAGGCCUUUGAACCAGAAGCAACCUCCACAUCAAGUGAAGGUACAUCGAGGGAGGGAGCUGACUGGAGUACAGCGUUUUAGCUCCAUCAGUCCUGUCAGCACAUAUGAGCACAUGCGCCUGCACAGGCGGAUCCUGGGACAUCUGUCUGCAGUGUAUUGUAUCGCAUUUGAUCGAACCGGUCUCAGGAUCUUCACAGGCUCAGAUGAUUGUUUGGUGAAGAUUUGGUCUUCGCACGAUGGAAGGCUUCACUCAACAUUGAGAGGACACUCUGCAGAAAUCACAGACUUGGCUGUCAACUAUGAAAACACACUAAUUGCUGCAGGAAGCUGUGACAAGACCAUCCGUGUGUGGUGCCUUCGUACCUGUGCUCCUAUGGCUGUGCUGCAGGGACACAGUGGAUCCAUUACCUCCAUUCAGUUUUCACCUUUUGCCAAGGGCUCCAAACGUUACAUUCUGUCGACUGGAACGGAUGCUACUGUCUGCUUCUGGCAGUGGGAUGUCAACAACAUCAGCUUCAGUGAUCGGCCAUACAAGUUUACAGAGCGGCCAAGGCCAGGGGUCCAGACUGUGUGCUCCUCGUUCAGUCCAGGUGGGAUGUUCUUGGCAACAGGAAGCACAGACGAUGUCAUUAGAAUAUACUACCUGGGAAGCGGGAGUCCAGAGAAGAUAUCAGAGCUCCAUGAGCACACGGAUAAAGUGGACAGCAUCCAGUUCUGCCACUCAGGUGAAAGGUUUGUAAGCGGAAGUCGAGAUGGAACGGCUCGAAUCUGGAGGCUGCAUCAGCGGCAGCGCUGGAGAUGCAUCCUACUCAACAUGUCCGCAACUCUUCCUGGUGCUGAACCAACAAACGAAGAGGAAAACUACUUUAAACCCAAAGUUACCAUGGUUGCGUGGGAUCGCCAUGACAAUACAGUCGUCACGGCUGUUAACAACCAUCUCCUCAAAGUGUGGAACUCCUACACAGGACAGCUGCUACAUAUCCUAAAAGGCCAUGAAGAUGAGGUGUUUGUCCUCGAACCUCACCCCUUUGAUCCCAGGAUCAUCCUGUCUGCUGGCCACGACGGGAACGUCUUCAUCUGGGAUCUACAACGAGGAAAAAACACCUGGCAUUACUUCAACAUGAUUGAGGGUCAGGGUCAUGGAGCCGUUUUUGACUGCAAAUUCACUCCUGAUGGUCAGCGGUUUGCCUGCACAGACUCGCACGGCCAUCUGCUCAUCUUUGGCUUUGGCAGCUCCAAACCGUACGAAAAGCUGCCAGACCAGGUGUUCUUCCACACAGAUUACAGGCCGCUGAUUCGUGAUGCCAAUGGGUUUGUGCUGGAUGAGCAAACACAGCAAGCUCCCCAUCUGAUGCCCCCUCCGUUCUUGGUCGAUGUAGAUGGAAACCCCCAUCCACCCAGAUACCAGCGUCUCGUCCCGGGCAGGGAGAACAUCGCUGCCGAGCAUCUGGUUCCUCAGCUGGGAUAUGUAGCUACUAGCGAUGGCGAGGUGGUGGAGCAGGUGAUCAGCCAGCAGACGGCAGAACCCGAGGAGGUUUCAGUGAGACGCAGCAGCCUUCUGGACGAGGCGAUCCGACAGCUGCAGGAACAACAGGACCGGCAGAACCAGCUCGGGACAGAAGCAGCACCAGGUCCUGAUGCCAGACCAGAAGGCCAGGUGUUGGCACCAGCACCAAGUACUCCACGCAGAGUGUCUGUGAAUGAGCGAGCAGAUGUGCAGUCACCUCCUAAUGUGGGUCUGAGACGAAGUGGCCAGGUGGAGGGUGUGAGGCAGAUGCACCAAAAUGCUCCUCGCAGUCAGAUGGCCACAGAAAGAGACCUGCAGGCGUGGAGGCGCAGGGUGGUGGUUCCUGAACUGGCAGCUAGUAACUACAGGAACCAGGAGGAUGUUCGCACAGCCAGAGGAGAUGAGGAGGUUUUCCUGUACAACACAAAGAAGAGAUGGAUUAUCUAUGGCAGCUGUCGGGAUGAUUCAGACGAGGAACCUUCGGCUGCAAAGCGAGUUCACAGCCGCAGAGGUUCCUCAGAUCUUAUUGAGUUCUCAUGUGAAGAAGGCGAGGAGACGGCUAGUUCAGAUAUUCACUCUGAGGACAAUGACCUUGAUGGCAGUGAACUGGAUACCUCCAAUGAUGAGGAAGAGUGGAACAGUGACAGCUCUAACCAUACAUCCAGCGAGUACUCUGACUGGACAGCAGAUGCUGGCAUAAACCUGCAGCCCUCCACUCCGCUGUCCUCACGUAAGCGAGUGAGGCGCAAACUCAGCAGCUCUGAGGAAGAGGAUGAGGAAGACAAUGAGGAAGAGGAGGAGAAGCAGCAAAGUGAGGAGGAGGAAAAACCUGUGAAGAAAAGCAAAGAGAAAGCUAAGAAAGCCAAAGCCAAGUCACCCCGGCGUCCAAAGCCCCGACCAUCGAUUAACAGAGAAGUGUCAAAUGAGUUCAGGCCGUCAGCGUGGAUCACCGAUGUCAUUCCCAGGAAGUCUCCUUUUGUUCCACAGAUGGGCGAUGAGGUGAUCUACUUCCGCCAGGGCCAUGAGGCCUAUGUGGAUGCUGUGAGUCGCAGUGAGCUCUAUCCCAUCAAUCUGGAAAAACAACCAUGGAAAAAAAUGGAGCUGCGGGAUCAAGAGUUUGUGAAAAUCACUGGUAUUAAAUAUGAAGUUUGCCCUCCAACGCUCUGCUGUCUGAAGCUGACUCUUAUCGACCACGGCACCAAGAAAAUCACAGACAAAUCAUUUUCUAUCAAGUACCACGACAUGCCAGAUGUGAUCGAUUUUCUGGUGUUGAGGCAGAGUUAUGACGAGGCGCUCCGUCGAAACUGGCAGCCAAAUGACAGGUUUCGCUCAGUGAUCGACGAUGCCUGGUGGUUUGGGACCAUCGUCUGUCAGGAGCCCUACCAGCCGGAAUACCCAGACAGCCUCUUUCAGUGCUUCAAAGUCAGAUGGGACAACGGAGAAACCGAAAAGCUCAGUCCCUGGGACGUGGAACCUAUACAGGACGAUGCCCAGCCCCCUGACACAGAUGGAGGAGGUAUCCCUGCGACAGCGGAGGAGAUGAAAGAGCUGAUGUACAAACCUGUACCAGGGGAGUGGGGCGAGAGGAGCAGGGACGAGGAGUGUGAACGCAUCAUCGCUGGUAUCGAGCAGCUCAUUACUCUCGAGAUUGCAGCUCCGUUUUCUGGUCCGGUAGACUUAAUCCAGUAUCCCACCUACUGCACCGUGAUCGCCUAUCCCACCGAUCUGGGCACAGUCAGACUGCGGCUCAUCAACAGAUUUUACAGGCGCCUCUCUGCAUUAGUUUGGGAAGCCAGGUAUAUUGCACAUAACGCCCGCACUUUCAAUGAGCCAAGAAGCAAGAUUGCCCACUCUGCAAAAAUCAUCUCAAGCGUUCUCCAGAAAUUUGUCAAUAACCCAAGCUGCACAGAUAUUUUGGAGAUCUACAAUGCUGUGGAGGAGAUGGACGAUGAUGAUGAGGAAGAAGAAAUGGAAGCACCAGGCACAUCCUCAGGACAUAGACUACGUCAGCACUCAGUGGAGGUCUUGCCAGACCGAGAUUCUUGGAAGGAACAUUGUAGGCAUCUGGUCAACUAUAUAUUUGAAUGUGAAGACUCAGAACCGUUCAGACAGCCUGUGGAUCCUGAGAACUAUCCUGAUUAUCUUGACAUUAUUGAUACUCCAAUGGACUUUGGCACAGUGAAAAGGACUCUGGGGGAAGAUCGCUAUGAAAACCCUAUAGAGCUGUGCAAAGACACGCGCUUAAUAUUUGCCAAUGCUAAGGCUUACACGCCCAACAAACGCUCCAAGAUUUACAGCAUGACCUUGCGACUCUCUGCCUUCUUCGAGGAGCAGAUCAGAACAAUCAUAUCAGAGUACAAAACUGCCGUCAAAAGCAGUGACCGACUGCGCCGUAGUCAAAGGUUUCGCAAGAAAAUGCAGCAGCAGGAUCAGUCCUCAGCCACAACAAGCAGUCAAAAAAAGUCCGCUGUUAAAACUCAGGAAAAAUCGGAGUCAAUGUCCAUAACAAAAUCUACCUCAGCCAAAGUGUCUGUUCCUGAGAGAGCGAGACGGAGUCGAGGCAGAAGCUCAGGUCUAAGCUCCUCAGAGGACGACUCCGGCUCCAAAGCUGCCUCAUCCACGGCAGUCGCCUGUGCAAUUAUUGAUGCAAAGAGCAAGAGUCUUACUUUGGAAAGCGGAAAAGAGUCUGAAAGCGAGAAUGAACAGAGUGAUUCAGAUGAUGAGGAGACACGUCCAGCGUCUUCAAAGCGUCAUCAAAGCAGACACAAAGCCAGAGUUACAAGAAGCAAAACUUCCAAGAAGAAGAAAAAAGCUACUAAGAGUGACAGUGAAGACGAGGAGGAGGAAUGUGAGAGUGAAGGAGAGGAUGAAGAAGACGGAGAUGUUUCCUCCAAGUCUUCAGACCAUCAGUAUACGAGCAGAAGCACACGACAGACCAGAAACAGAACCGCCAGAGACAGAACAAGAGCAGAAGGCAGAGCAGAAAUGAACGGCCACAGCAGCAGGGCGUCACGUCGAGAAAGGCACCAUCACCCCAACUCUGACCAAGCCUCCUCCCAUGACUCGGACCGGGAAGAAGAGGUGACCGUUCCCAGGUUCCUCAAGAGAAAAACAGCGAGGGCUGCUGUCAGUAAGAUGAAACGACUGGAGGCAUCCGAUGAAGACUAUGAAGAGGAAGAGAGGAAGCCAAGAAGAAGCAGCAGCUGGCUCCCCCACACAUCUCGCAUUGGCAAACGCACUGCGGUGAUCCAGAGCAGCUCUGAGUCGGACGGAGAGUUGUCAACUGAAGGUUCCCAGAAUACUAAGGAAUCUGACAGCGAAUCCAUGGGUGAGGAAGAUGGGACUGGGAGCGAGGUUUCAUCCUCUUCCCAGAUUAAACAGAAUGGAGUUAACAAGAAAACCAAACACACUGCCAAAACAAGGACAAAUGAUACGUUGUCCCAAGUGAAUGGACACAGUGGAAAAAAUAAAUUUGAAAGCAACUCUGAGCAAGAAGAGACUGCAAAGGAGGAGGAAGACCAGAUACCUCUGUCUCACAAACCGUCUAGAAGCACUGCUGGAAGAAGUAGGAUUACAAGUGAGGAGGAGGCGGAGGAGAGCGAUGAGCGCCAAACCACACGAAAUAAAGCUCCUGUAAGUUCAGAUGAAGAGUACUGUGCCAAAAAACGGCCUCAACAAAAUGGAAGGACUGAUAAAGAAUCAUUCCAUAGGGACUCUAAGAAAAAAAGUAAAGUGUCAGCAUCAAAAAGCCAAGACAAACAAAAAUCUGCCUCAACAAAAAUACUGGAUGGUGGGGAAUCCGAUGAACUCAGUGAUCCUCCUCCAAAACGAUCCAGCCCACAGAAGAAAGGGACGAAGAAAGUGGAAAGAAGUCCCUCCAGCAAUGGGUCUGACCUUGAAAUAAGGAAACUAACCAGAAGCAAAACCAAAAGGCCUCACUCCACGUCGGCUUCGGAAAGUUCUGAGGAGUACAAACCCCAGAGGAAGUCGUGGAGGAAACACUCCACUGGAUCGUCAGACCAAGAGUCGGAUCAUUCCGAUGACGCAUCAAAAAGACGGCUGAACCUUCGCGCUCUACCCAAAAAGAAAUACAUAGUUGACAACUCUCUUUCCGAGGAAGAUGUGACGCGAGAAAACCAGCGGGGGCAAAAAACCAGCAACAAGAGAGAGUUGGAGUCGAGGGAAGAGGGGUACAACACAAGAGUGUCCAGGAGAACGUCUCCCAGUGAAGGAAGGAAUCAGGUCACUUCCAAGAGGAAACGGAUUUACACCUCAGACUCCGAGGACGAGGAGGAAGAUGCACAGAAGGAGCCUCUAAACAUCAGCAAUAGUAACAGCAGGUCGGGCUCCUCCAAGAGCUUUAAAAGGGAAUCCAAGCAAGAUGACAAAGAGAGUGACACUUCAUCCCACUCUGAUUCCAGAGAGGAGGAAGAAGAGGAGGACAUUCAGUCAAACAGGAGGAGGAAAAGCCUUAGGCAGCCAAAGCCUAAACGGAAGAAAAGCUACAGCAGCAGCAAACACAGUUCAGACUCAGAAAGCAAGCAGAUGUUUUCAGCCUCUGAAAACUCCUUUUCCAGCUCAGGGUCUCACAGCAGUCCAAAGAGGAGAAGUCGCACGCGAACGGAAAGGCCCACGAGCUGCAAGCUCAGACUGCGCCGCCAUCAACGCAUCUUAGAGGAGGACAGCGAACCACAGAGGAUGAGACGCGUCAACACUCGGAACCGAGGCAAGCGGACUGUUAGUUACCGCGACAGUGAAUGAAAGCGCGGCUGGAGGCUUCACCGGGGAGACGGACAUUUACUGGACAGGUUGGGGACACUUGAUGGCCAAGUUAUGGUAGUAGCACUGGAGUCCUCAACAAUAAAAUGCUGUGAAUCUGUUUCAUUCAGGGAUAUUAUUUAUAUUUUCUAUGAAAAAACGUGUUUAUAGAUGUAAUACAAAUUCAAGCAUUUGAACUGCUAGUUUUCACAAGGACACAGGACAAACAUCACCUGCUGUGGUGGUGGUUGUGAUUUGGCAGAAUAACAGUUUCUGGGGAAUCUUGUCAGCUUGGGUGCUAUCCUAAUAUACCUCUGUUUAAUCGAGCAUAUUGCUGGCUUGCACUAAGAAACACUGUAAUGAGGUAUUUCAUACACUAGUUUUGCAUUAGAAACUCAGGGGUCAACUAAGUUUACUGUAGUCUGGAGAGAUGCAGUUUGUUUUUGGGUUUUUUUGUUGUUUUUUUUGGUUUUCUUUUAGAUAAGGUAAGGACGAUAAAUGAUUCCAGAUUGGCAGAUGUCUGAGCACAUCAACUGGAUCCAAAAAAUCCACGCCUACAUUUUUUACUUCAGCACUCCUUUGUAAAUCCACACACCUAAAGCUUGACUGUAUUGUGAGGUGAGCCAAAUGAACUCUUCCCCACACAUUUCUUAUUUUGUUUUGCUUUGUAUUGUAGUGAAUAGAUGUAAAUACUUCAUUGAGAUUUAACAAUUAGUUGCUAGCAAAGCGCUUAUUUAAAUCUGACCGGGGUUGUCAUCUUUUUCUUUUCUUUACGUUUAACUGCAUUUUCUUGCCAUGUGUCACAAGUUGGUACUUUCUUUUGCCAAGUACGAAUAACCAACAGUACUUAAAGCAAGAUACUGCAAUUUCUCAUAUUGGGAAGAUCUUUUAUCAUUGUCCUGUGUUACCUACUUUCAGUAUUAAAUUCUUUUUGCAGAGUUGACUUAAAUAUUUUCCCGGCCAUGUUUUCUUUUUGUUUGAGGACGUUUCCAAAUACAGUCGCUUGGUGACCUUUUGCUCAACAUUUUUCGUACUACACCUUUAAUAGAUUUCACAGUGAAACUGUUCAUGAAAUGUGGUUGUGGAGUGCAAUGAAAUAAUUAUUUCUCCCAUGAAUAAAGACAUCAGAUCAAGGUGUA
Xiphophorus hellerii (green swordtail) is the source of this 8011-nucleotide messenger RNA. RefSeq names its product bromodomain and WD repeat-containing protein 1-like. Gene Ontology annotation, molecular function: protein binding. The transcript is spliced from 45 exons. Bases 207 to 6875 code for a protein of 2222 amino acids. NCBI's taxonomy places the organism in Eukaryota, Metazoa, Chordata, Actinopteri, Cyprinodontiformes, Poeciliidae. Gene Ontology annotation, cellular component: nucleus. The record is from RefSeq and is a predicted model, not a curated record. Gene Ontology annotation, biological process: regulation of cell shape; cytoskeleton organization; regulation of transcription by RNA polymerase II.